UCCUAAAGUCAAAUGUGACUGGCUGCCAUAGCAGACAGAGCUCAGUGGGCGAUGGCUGGGUGUUUCUGGGAUGGCAUCACCAUCCGCGUCAUCCGGUCGACUGGCCCUAUCAUCCUCGCAAUCAAUGAGGAUGGGCCGACUUGCAGAGCCCAGCAUAGAAUAGUCUUGCGGCCUUUCAAUAGAGGGUCGACAUUUGUGUCCGAAACCUUUUCGCCAUUCACGGGUAGGGAUUGUCAUUAUCGAGGUACAAGGUGAUGUGGGAAGCAGCCCUCAGAUGUGGAAAGUGGAAGUUGCAUGCUAGUUUAUCGAGGACUCGGAGGCUGGACUCCUUAUAUACCCUUCUGGCCCCCUUCCAAUCCAGCAUGAUAUGGCAUGGUUGCAGUCACUGUUACUCGUACUGCGCAUCAGCAGGGACAUCCAACAAGCAGCAAUUGGCCAG
Molecule: messenger RNA, 439 nt
Organism: Aspergillus pseudonomiae
Lineage: Eukaryota; Fungi; Ascomycota; Eurotiomycetes; Eurotiales; Aspergillaceae
Exons: 1
Coding region: 52-255 (67 amino acids)
Source: RefSeq, a predicted model, not a curated record